Pseudoliparis swirei is the source of this 2386-nucleotide messenger RNA. It is a transcript of the gene tpm1, whose product is annotated as tropomyosin 1 (alpha). Bases 873 to 1619 code for a protein of 248 amino acids. The record is from RefSeq and is a predicted model, not a curated record. Gene Ontology annotation, cellular component: actin filament. The transcript has 8 exons. NCBI's taxonomy places the organism in Eukaryota, Metazoa, Chordata, Actinopteri, Perciformes, Liparidae. Gene Ontology annotation, biological process: cardiac muscle contraction; actin filament organization. Gene Ontology annotation, molecular function: actin filament binding.
GUCAAGAUAGAGCUCAUACUGCGGGCGGUGCAUGUGCAUGUACAGGGGGGGAAGCGGUCUCAAUAAAUCAAUGCUUUAUAUAUAUUCUCUUCGGACAACUACAUUUUGUAAAUCAUUUAAAUGUAUACAUGUUAAAAGGUCACCACAUUCUUUGGAGAGUAUAUACUUUAGGUCCCCAGAAAAAAAAAUUCACGACAAAGAAUCCCGUGAGUGUCCGAGUUACUGUGACUGUCUGACGCAGCAGGCACUUUGUUCACAAGAGUCAAUCAGGGGAAUCAAUGUGUAGUGUGGUUUAUAAGUGGCCUCCAGAUAACCCUUUGUAAAACAUCCUUUAAUUGGAUUCCUCCCAGGGAGUUUAAAACGUAGUCUGUGAUUAGUUAUUUCGAUGCAGACGUACUGAAUGGCCUGUAGUCGGUAGAAGUAUUUUACUGCCAUGUGUACUACACAGUCGACCAGCAGAUGGCGAUGUGGCCCUGUUAGAUAUCUACAAGCGGGCUAAUUACAGUGAAUGGACCGGGUGUGUUCUUGUCACUAAAAAUGCAUUGUUACUUUUCAUCAAUUUCUAUUUACAUUUUAUUAGUUAUUAUGGGGGGAUACAGAAUAACUCCACAGUAAAACAAAAAAAAUGUGCACAAUCUUUCAGAAUAGUUUAUUUUCAGGUCUAUUUUGAAAUCAGUUGUACUUCCUGGACAAAUGAUAGGCACCGCAGGGAGCGUCUCCGGAAAGCCUGCGCACGGUUCAGCCUGUCUUCACGCAGCUUUCCGCACGAUCAAGGACGUCAUCUCGAGCUCUGCUGCAGCUCAGAGAGCAGCCUUUGAAAGAAAAGAAGAAGAAAAAACACGUUCAAAAAAAUCAUAGUUGUAGAGUAAACAAUGGCCGGAGCUGCAUCGCUCGAGGCAGUCAAACGAAAGAUCAAAUUUUUACAAGAUCAGGCCAGCGGUGCUGAAGAGAAAGCCGAGACGUUACAGAAGGAGUUGCUUUCGGAGAAACAUAACAGGGAACAAGCUGAGUCCGAUGUCGCUUCCCUUAACAGGCGUAUCCAGCUGGUUGAGGAGGAGUUGGAUCGCGCUCAGGAGCGUCUGGCAACUGCCCUGUCCAAGCUGGAGGAGGCUGAGAAGGCAGCUGAUGAGAGCGAGAGAGGCAUGAAGGUCAUUGAGAACAGGGCCAUGAAGGACGAGGAGAAGAUGGAGCUGCAGGAGAUCCAGCUGAAGGAGGCCAAGCACAUCGCUGAGGAGGCUGACCGCAAAUAUGAGGAGGUGGCCCGUAAGCUGGUCAUCAUUGAGGGCGACCUGGAGCGUACAGAGGAGCGCGCUGAGCUGAAUGAGGGACGGACUCGGAGAGCGGACGAUGAGCUCAGGGUUUUGGAGCAAAGCAUGAAAUCACUAAACUCCUCAGUCACAAAGUACUCCCAGAAGGAGGACAAAUACGAGGAGGAGAUCAAGGUCCUCACCGACAAGCUGAAGGAGGCUGAGACUCGUGCUGAGUUCGCUGAGAGAUCAGUAGCCAAGCUUGAGAAGACCAUUGACGACUUGGAAGAGAAACUGUCACAAUCGAAGGAAGAGAACCUCGAUAUGCACCAGAUGCUGGACCAGACUCUAAUGGAACUGAAUAAUUUGUGAAAGCACGGUCUGACCUCGCACGCACUGUGGUUUUGGCUUUUUGUACAUGCACCUUGCUUCCCAUCAACCCCUCUCCUCAUGCCUUGCCCACGGUGGAGAGGAAACGACCAAAUGCAUUUCCUACUUCACCGUGCUGCCUUCAGCGGAACGUGACCAAGGAGUAAAGAUAAGGGCAAAUACAGCUUAACCUUUCCCUUUGAUGAAGCCUAAACUGAGAAACAAUUUAUUUUUUUGCAAGCCAGUUUUAAUCUUAUAACGAUGUCUGCCUUUUGCAAUCCUUGAGAUUUUUUUUUUUUUUUUUGACAAGUAAUUUGGUAAAGUAACAUUUGUAAGAUUGUUUCCUACUGCGUUGAAGCGAUCUGGUACGUUCCAUUCCAUCUAGAUUAUGCACGUACAGAAGGACAACGUGGAGAAAUGUUGCACUUAGUUGAACCUAAAUUCUGUAAGAAAAAAUAUGUUUAAAAAAAAUUAUAUAUGCCCUCCUCCCGGAAGCUUUCCUUACAAGUUAUAGUAUAAAUUGUCUCUGCCUGUCAUCAUGUAUACUGGUGCUACUGUAUUGUUAAGCAAUAACGGACAAUGCUAAUACAUUACAGUAUAUUUAGAUCCUUUAAAACCACGGUUCAACAUUUGUUCAUCUUGUCUAUAAAGUCUGACUUCAGUCAUCGGGCUGUGCAUUGUUUUAGCAUUGUAUUAAUGUAGAUGUCUCAAGUGUUUAUUAUAUCUGAAAUGUACAAAUUAUAAAAAUAAAAAGCACGUUUUGAAAGGUU